CCCGGCGUGCGGCGACUGCGCAGCUGCAGCAGCGGCUGGUGGAGCGAAACUAGGGGGCGCUAAUGAACGUGGCAAGUCCUUCAAGUUUGCUCAGUGAGGACUAGUCCUAUAGCACAUCUGCCGCCACCGGGGCAACCAGAUGCCGCAGCCUGGACUGGUGACACCACCCAGCAGAUACUGGAUGCCCCCGGGACUACUGCUGCCUCGCUACCCCCAGGAGCCGCCAAGACCACAAGAAAGGAUUGUCUGCUGUGCGUGCCUCUUUCCUGCACUGACAUGUGACUCAGAGAAGGAGCAUCUGCUUCACUGAACCCAAGCCCAGUUCAGCUGUGGACUCACUGAGCACACCCUCUGCCCAGCCCGGCCUACGCAUCCUUCUCUCUCGCUGUCAGGGGAGGAGCCGGUCCUGGCGCCUCUCAUUGGCCUGUGGACGCACCUCCCCUGCACUGGGCUGAAAGCCCAGCCCUUCCCGUAACUACACCUGGCUCUGUCUCCAGGUAGCCCGCUCUGAGCUCCGGGACUGAGGGGUCCAGAACCUCGCAGCGGGGCAGUGGGCACAAUGGCGCCCGUCCUGCUGUCCCUGCUGCUCCUUCUCGGUGCUGCAGUCCCCGAGGAGACCCAGGCUGGACCUUACUCUCUGAGCUUCCUCUACACGGGGCUGUCCAGGCCCAGCAAAGGCUUCCCAAGCUUCCAGGCCACCGCCUACCUCAAUGACCAGCCCUUCUUCCACUACGACAGUGAAGGCAGGAAGGCUGAGCCCCUGGGCCCGUGGAGCCAGGUGGAAGGGAUGGAGGACUGGGAGAAGGAGAGCGAACUUCAGAAGGCCAGGGAGGACAUCUUCAUGGUGACCCUGAAAGACAUCAUGGACCACUACAAGGACGCAGAAGGGUCUCACACCUUCCAGGGAAUGUUUGGCUGUGAGCUCCGGAGAAAUAAAAGCAGUGGAGCGUUCUGGAGGUACGCCUACGACGGUCAGGACUUCAUCGAGUUCAACAAAGAAAUCCCAGCCUGGGUCGCUCUGGACCCAGCAGCGCUGAACACCAAGCAGAAGUGGGAGGCAGAAGAAGUGUACGUGCAGCGGGCCAAGGCCUACCUGGAGGAGGAGUGCCCAGGGAUGCUGCAGAGGUACCUGGAAUACAGCAGGACCCACCUGGACCGACAAGUCUCCCCCUCUGUGUCAGUCACCAGCCACGUGGCCCCAGGAAAAACGAGGACACUCAAGUGCCUGGCCUAUGACUUCUACCCCCGAGGAAUCCGUCUACACUGGACUCAGCCCGGCAACGUGCAGGAGACCGAGUCAGGGGGAGACGUUCUUCCCAACGGAAAUGGCUCUUACCAGUCCUGGGUGGUGGUGGGAGUCCCCGCUCAGGACAGAGCCCCCCACUCCUGCCACGUGGAACACAGCAGCCUGGCCCAGCCCCUCACCAUCCCGUGGGAUGCAAGGCAGGAAGCCAGGGCUGAAGGCAACGUGGGCGCUCAGGCCCAGUAGCCACCCCUUCUGCAGGUCGUGAGGGAGCUGAACUCUGGAAUCCACCAUUGGCAUCCCCAGCCGGGCCCGGGGAAGCGCGCAGGAGGCGGUGGUGGACUCAGAGACGGGAGGCUUGGGCGCCGGGCGCUGAGCGGACUCACUGCCAAACCGCCUUGCAAAGCCCUGUUAUCUAAUCUGUAAAAUCAAAUCAACGAUCAUCCCCUUGCUGAGCACGUGCAUAUAAAAAGGUAUUUUAAACUGCAAA
Molecule: messenger RNA, 1733 nt
Organism: Vicugna pacos (alpaca)
Lineage: Eukaryota; Metazoa; Chordata; Mammalia; Artiodactyla; Camelidae
Gene: AZGP1
Product: alpha-2-glycoprotein 1, zinc-binding
Biological process (GO): positive regulation of T cell mediated cytotoxicity; antigen processing and presentation of endogenous peptide antigen via MHC class Ib; immune response
Cellular component (GO): external side of plasma membrane
Source: RefSeq, a predicted model, not a curated record